Messenger RNA from Monoraphidium neglectum, 615 nucleotides. Its product is annotated as putative amino-acid permease. Gene Ontology annotation, molecular function: transmembrane transporter activity. The coding region runs from base 1 to 615 and encodes 204 amino acids. Lineage: Eukaryota; Viridiplantae; Chlorophyta; Chlorophyceae; Sphaeropleales; Selenastraceae. Gene Ontology annotation, biological process: transmembrane transport. Gene Ontology annotation, cellular component: membrane. The transcript has 4 exons. The record is from RefSeq and is a predicted model, not a curated record.
AUGCUCUACGCCUUCAGCCGCGACGGCGCAGUGCCCGGCAGCAAGCUCUGGGUCAAGGUCCACCCCACACUCCAGGUCCCAAUCAAUGCUGUUUGGGGCAUGGUCGUUGCCGCGUUCGCCAUUGGCACGCCAAUGCUAAAUAAUGUCCAGACUUUCACUGCUGUCACCAGCAUCGCCACUAUUGGCCUGUACAUAAGCUAUGCACUCCCCAUCUUCUUCAAGCUCGUCAUCGCCAAUAAGCGCGGCUGGACGCCGGGCCCCUUCAACCUCGGACGGUUCAGUGUCCCCAUCGGCAUCCUGAGCUGCCUGUGGAUCGGCUUUAUCGCCGUAAUCUUCUGCCUGCCGCCGGUGUACCCCAUCUCCAGCCUGACCUUCAACUACGCCCCCGUGGCCGUCGGCAUCGUGCUGUUCAUCUGCUUUGUGUUCUGGUGGCUGCCCUGCAUUGGAGCCAUGCAUUGGUUCCAGGGGCCCCCCCACGUGCCCGACGCGCAUGUCGAGGUGCUGGGCGAUGAGGAGUCGCCCGCCGGCCUCAAGCCCCAGCUCCCAGCCGCCAAGCCGACCGGAGGUGAUGACUCGGCGCACCGCGGGGCGGCGUACGCGCCGCCAGCACACUGA